Molecule: messenger RNA, 1680 nt
Organism: Symbiodinium necroappetens
Lineage: Eukaryota; Dinophyceae; Suessiales; Symbiodiniaceae
Source: the annotation of a GenBank genome assembly
AUGGCCAAAGUGAAGAAGGACGGGAAGCGCAAGGCCGAGGAGAAGGUAGGGAAGAAGCAGAAGGCCGAGGAGCCCGAGGAGGAGGAGGAGGACGUGUCGUCGAUGCAGGCGGUGAAGAUGGCCAAGUCCAAGCUCUCUGCGCUCGAGAAGAAGGGCAAGGCCAAAGCAAAGGCUGCGGCGGAUGACGACGACGACGACAGCGACGAGCCAGCACCAAAGGCCAAAGCAAAGGCUCCCAAAAAGAAGCCGGUGCCAGAAGACUCAGACGACGAGGACAGCGAUGACGAGCCGGCACCCAAGAAGGCCAAGGCCAAAGCCUCGCCCAAAGUGAAGGCGAAGGCUAAGGCAAAGGCCACGGCAGAUGAUGACGACGACAGCGACGAUGACGAGCCGGCUCCGAAGGCCAAAGCCAAAGCAAAGGCUAAAGCAAAGGCCGCCGCGGAUGACGAUGAUGACAGCGACGACGAUGAGCCAGCUCCGAAGGCAAAGGCCAAAGCAAAGGCCAAGGCGAAGGCCGCGGCAGAUGACGAUGAUGACAGCGAUGACGAUGAUGAGCCAGCUCCCAAGGCCAAGGCCAAAGCAAAGGCAAAAGCCAAAGCAAAGGCCGCAGAUGACGAGGAUGACGACAGCGACGAUGACGAGCCGGCCCCGAAGGCAAAAGCCAAAGCAAAGGCCAAGGCCAAGGCAAAGGCCACGGCAGAUGAUGACGACGACAGCGACGAUGACGAGCCGGCUCCGAAGGCCAAAGCCAAAGCAAAGGCUAAAGCAAAGGCCGCCGCGGAUGACGAUGAUGACAGCGACGACGAUGAGCCAGCUCCGAAGGCAAAGGCCAAAGCAAAGGCCAAGGCGAAGGCCGCGGCAGAUGACGAUGAUGACAGCGAUGACGAUGAUGAGCCAGCUCCCAAGGCCAAGGCCAAAGCAAAGGCAAAAGCCAAAGCAAAGGCCGCAGAUGACGAGGAUGACGACAGCGACGAUGACGAGCCGGCACCGAAGGCAAAGGCCAAAGCCAAGGCCAAAGCAAAGGCUGCGAUGGAUGAUGAUGACGACGAUGACGAUGACGACGAGCCAGCACCGAAGCCCAAGGCCAAGGCAAAAGCCAAAGCCAAAGCCGCUGCCGACGAUUCCGACGAUGACGAUGAUGACGACGAGCCUGCACCAAAGCCCAAGGCAAAGCCCAAAGCAAAGGCGAAGGCUGCCGCGGAGGAUGAUGACGAUGACGACGAAGAGGAGGAGGAGGAGGAAGUCCCUCCUCCCAAGGCGAAGAAGGCCAAGACCGAAGGCGAUGGCAAGGAGUCGAACGAAGUCUUCGUUGGCGGCUUGCCCUUCUCGACGAGCGAAGAGCAGGUGAAGAAAGACUUCGAAGAGUGCGGGGAGAUCGUGAAGUUUAGCAUGCCGAAGAACGACGAGGGCCGGCCGAAAGGCAUCGCUUUCAUCACUUUCAAGACAAAAGAAGGGGUGGAAGCGGCGCUGAAGUACGAUGGCGACGACUAUGGCGGCCGCACGCUGAAGGUGAACCUCUCCUCGGACAAGCCAGCCAAGGGUAAAGGGAAGGAGAAGGGCAAGGACAAAGGCAAGAGCAAAGGAAAAGACAAGGGCAAAGGGAAGGGCAGUCAGAACGAUGAGCUCACGGUUUGCAUCAGGGGCCUGUCUUACAGCCUGGACGCGGAGACCGUCGAGAAG